This is a messenger RNA of Dothidotthia symphoricarpi CBS 119687, 1451 nucleotides long. RefSeq names its product Brix-domain-containing protein. Bases 282 to 1169 code for a protein of 295 amino acids. Gene Ontology annotation, cellular component: small-subunit processome; Mpp10 complex; nucleolus. The record is from RefSeq and is a predicted model, not a curated record. The transcript is spliced from 3 exons. NCBI's taxonomy places the organism in Eukaryota, Fungi, Ascomycota, Dothideomycetes, Pleosporales, Dothidotthiaceae. Gene Ontology annotation, biological process: rRNA processing. Gene Ontology annotation, molecular function: snoRNA binding; rRNA primary transcript binding.
GUAGGAACCACUGUAUGUGGUGAGGUCUGAUGUUGAUGUGGGUGUGGGGUUAACCUCAGCCCUAUGAGCCGAUAAGAUAAGAGCUCGGUCCAAGCGUCGUCUCUAAAUUUUUGACUUGCGAACUUUCAACUUUAGCUUUCGACUCCUCGUACAUCUCGCCUCCACAUCUGCACCCAAGUGACGUUCCGACUCUGUACUGCAUUGAAAUCGCCGUAAACUUUAGAAACGCGCCCAAACACUCACCACUCACCCUUGACACAUCCACAUAAACUCAUCUCAACAUGAUCCGCAAACAGGCCAGAGAACGAAGAGACUACCUCUACCGCCGCGCCCUCACACUCCGCGACGCCGAACUCGCCUCGAAGCGCGCAUCCCUCAAAGCCUCCCUCGCCUCAGGGAAACCCCUCACCAAAGACGUCGCGGACGACGAGUCCUUGCGCCAGGACUUCAAGUACGACGAAUCACGCGCCGACCGGACUGUGGAGGAAGAACUGGGCCUGGACGAUGAAUACGCGCAAUUAAGUGGCGUCGUAGACCCCAGAGUGCUCGUCACGACGAGUCGAGACCCGUCGUCACGGCUGGGCACAUUCGCAAAGGAGAUCCGACUACUGCUGCCAACGAGCGUGCGGCUGAAUCGCGGUAACCUCAUUCUGCAGAAUCUGGUCGGAAGCGCACAGUCGUCUGGUCUGAGCGAUAUUGUGAUGGUGCAUGAGCAUCGAGGUACACCGACGGCGUUGACGGUGUCGCAUUUCCCGCAUGGGCCGACGGCGAGCUUCUCGCUUCAUAAUGUUGUGCUACGCGCGGAUAUCCCGAAUAGCUCCAGAGGAACCGUCUCGGAAAGCUAUCCACAUCUUAUAUUCGAGGGCUUUACGAGUAAGCUUGGGCUUCGCGUCGUGCAGGUCUUGAAGCACCUUUUUCCACCGCGAGAGAGCACGGCGAAGGUUGGGAAUCGCGUUGUGACCUUCAAAAACAUAGAAGACACAAUCGAAGUACGACACCACGUCUUUGUCAAAACCGGGUACCAGGCCGUUGAACUUGCGGAAGUCGGGCCGCGCAUGAGCAUGAGGUUGUUUGAGAUUAGGGCUGGCACGUUGGACAAUAAGGAGGGCGAUGUCGAGUGGCAUUUGAAUCAAUACACUCGGACGGGGCGGAAGAAGGAGUACUUGUGAGGGAGUGGAGGGGUGGCGUGCUGGGUAUGGAGAGAAGGUUCUGCAAAUGGGGUAUCACAGUGUAUGGGGGAGAGGUGUUAUGUCGACAAGAGCAUGAUGCACGAGAUUGUGCGGCACGCAACGAGUGUUCGGGAUUCGACUCGCAUGAAAAUAGCGAAAUGCUUCGAGAGAACGAUCAUAUGACGGAUCAUCUAGUUCGCAUUGGCGUCACUAGCACGCUGACUGACCAUGUGUCAAAAUGACAAUUCAAACUCUUUAUCACGCAGUCUUCUCAUGUCGUUU